AUGGCAUCAAAUAUCUUCUUUCUCAUUGCUCUUGUUAUCGCUUGUGCGACGAUAGUGAGUGUUCCGACAACGGAAGCUCAGAUUUUUCUUCCUUGCAAAACAACAAAAGAAUGUGAAUAUCUUCAGUGCACGAAGGGGUUGAUAGCUAAAUGUGUAAACGGGCAAUGCAAAUGUUCGAAUCCUCAAGCGAAACUCAACAACCUAAAGUUCGUAAAUCCUGGUGGAGAAUGCACGUCGACCAGUCAAUGUAAUCCUCAUAUGAGUGUUACAUGUGUGACGCACAUGUAUGCGUGUUUUGUUGGCUUGUGUACUUGCCUCCCUUAA
Molecule: messenger RNA, 324 nt
Organism: Arabis nemorensis
Lineage: Eukaryota; Viridiplantae; Streptophyta; Magnoliopsida; Brassicales; Brassicaceae
Source: the annotation of a GenBank genome assembly